Molecule: messenger RNA, 522 nt
Organism: Ciona intestinalis (vase tunicate)
Lineage: Eukaryota; Metazoa; Chordata; Ascidiacea; Phlebobranchia; Cionidae
Product: large ribosomal subunit protein eL30
Cellular component (GO): cytosolic large ribosomal subunit
Molecular function (GO): RNA binding; structural constituent of ribosome
Source: RefSeq, a predicted model, not a curated record
GACGAAUAAAUAUACAACGUGUUGAUGAUGCAAUUUUGUCGCCACCAAAGAAAUGGCGAACUCUGACCUCUCCUUUUUGAGUGCGGCGUGUGAGAAGUCAGCAAGGUUUCGUUGCUCUACAUCACUACCAACAACACACGAGCAAGAUGGUCAAGAAACAGAAAAAGGCUUUGGAAAAUAUCAACUCCCGUCUUCGUCUUGUUAUGAAGAGUGGUAAAUACAACCUUGGAUAUCGACAAACACUUCGUAUGUUGAGACAAGGCAAAGCAAAACUUGUCAUCCUUGCCUCAAACUGUCCAUCUUUGAGGAAAUCUGAGAUUGAGUACUACGCCAUGCUGGCAAAAACUGGUGUCCACCAUUACACUGGAAACAACAUUGAGCUUGGCACAGCUUGUGGUAAAUACUUCAGAGUGUGUACGCUGUCUAUAACAGACCCAGGUGACAGUGACAUCAUUAGAAGCAUGCCAGCUCCUUCUGCCGGUGCAGGAACUGGUGGCGAUUAAAAUAAAAAUGUUGCUUCUA